AUGGAGGGCGGAGAUGGGUGGCAGAUGCUAAGAUGCGCUGGUGGGGAGGUAGAUAAGUCAGUUACUACGACUCGGACCAUGCUCAGAUUUCGGCCGAUCGCACCGAAACCGGUGGAUACCGGAGCCACAGCUCCGACAGGAAACAAGAACUCAGUUUUGACAAGUGGAAGAAAGAAGAGAAAAUACGUUAGGGUUCAGAACAAUAGUGGGUAUACUAGAAGAAAGAAAAAGGAACAAGAAAUUACAAAAGACGACCUUGCAGCUCCUCCUAAUGGCGUGGUGAGGACCCUGCAGCUCUUGCCUGAGAGUACUGUUACCGACCACUCAACGGACGGCGGAUCUUGGUACGAUUUAGAUCAUACGGUCAGUAAUAAUAAUAAGAAUCCUCCCAUAGGGGAAGAUCAGGGCCUCCCCAUGUGGUUGAGCAGUUACAUGGGUGGUGGUUGUUCAGAUCCGACGGUGGGGAUGCAGUUGCAGCAGAUGAUGGUGAAGUCUUGGGUGACAGUGGAGUGCGUGGCAGGCACUUGCAUGAAUGUGCAAGGGACGUCUGGGGUUGGGAGAUGUACGGACGCAGAUAGGAUGAGGAAUCUGGAGGGAGACACGUGUCCGGGGUUUAUAUCGGACGGCGAGAAUAGGGUUCAGUGGCUGAACGGGGCGUUUAAGAGGAUGGUGAGCCAAGGGAAUUACACAUCGGAGAUAGCGGUGUGGUUGGCGAUAAAAGAGAAGUUGCCGUACACGCAUUGGGCGUUCACAUGCCAAGUAAAGCUGCAAUACAUGGUGGGUAAGGAGAAGUACUCUCGAAUGGUGCCUUGUGAUUUGUGGAGAAUGGACGGUGGAGGAUUUGCAUGGAGGCUGGACGUUAAGGCUGCCCUCACUUUGGGCCGUUGA
Molecule: messenger RNA, 888 nt
Organism: Prunus persica (peach)
Lineage: Eukaryota; Viridiplantae; Streptophyta; Magnoliopsida; Rosales; Rosaceae
Exons: 1
Coding region: 1-888 (295 amino acids)
Source: RefSeq, a predicted model, not a curated record